AUGCUGGCCACACAGGUUUUCAGCAGUAGUGUAGCUGAUGCUCUUGAAUAUUGCAACCAACAUCUGCAAUUGCCUCAGUUCAGAGGUUGUGAGGAGACUGUAGACUUCCUGAGAACCAUCGAUGCUGCAUUUGAUGUUCUCAACAUUAGAGCACGUGGUGGAUUCAACAACAAUCCCACAACCACACAGUUCACUGCAGCCUACAAACGCCUUCUCGUCAGACAGCAGGUGAAUACUGGCACAGGAAAUUGUCUCCUUCUAGACAACACAGGCAUUCUAGGCGUGACUCCUGCGUCAAUUAACACCAUGCGCAGAUUCAACCUGGAGCCCGUUCUGGAAGCCCACCUGGACUCAUGGAUCGCAUCACCAGCCUGGACUCAUGGACCGCAGGACCAGCCUGGACUCAUGGACCGCAGGACCAGCCUGGACUCAUGGACCGCAGGACCAGCCUGGACUCAUGGACCGCAGGACCAGCCUGGACUCAUGGACCGCAGGACCAGCCUGGACUCAUGGACCGCAGGACCAGCCUGGACUCAUGGACCGCAUCACCAUUCUUUCUAA
This is a messenger RNA of Knipowitschia caucasica, 561 nucleotides long. The record is from the annotation of a GenBank genome assembly. NCBI's taxonomy places the organism in Eukaryota, Metazoa, Chordata, Actinopteri, Gobiiformes, Gobiidae.